GACCAUCACAUUUCUGCAAAAUCUGAUACAUUUACUAAGCGUUUGUGUCGUGCUGAUAUAUCCACCAUAAAUAACUGAAACAACACGUACCGUGAAGUGCAGCUAACGCAAUCAAAGAGUGCUCUAAUCAAUUAUUCAUUUCAAUUUACCCCGCGAGUAUUGGCCAUGUCAUGCAACCGUUGCAUCUCGCGAACUCUUUCAAGUCCUCGAAGAACUCGGAGAGGCCACAAGCCUCUGUGUUGUGCCACAGAAUUAAUAAAAUAUUCCCAGUCACAGCACGCAUCCAAUACGUUGACCAGGUGGAUCAGGUGGAGUUGGAUCAACAGCAGCGACCGGGCAGCAGCUCCACCGUCAGCGCGUCCACACCGCCACUCCGGAUUUCGCCACAUGGUUCGCCAAACCUGCAGCAAUCGCAGCGCCUGGGCAAGCAUCUCAGCAAAUCCGCCUCGGAGUUGAAUGGUCACGAUUGCCAUCUCAGUGAAUCACCGCACAUAUCACCGAAGAGGGCCAAGAGUGCCGUGGCCCAGCAGUUGGCCGGUGUCGGUUCGGGGGGCGUGGCCAGCGGCGUGGGCGUGCUGCAGAAGACGCACGGAUUCUUCAACAAUCUUCGACAUCGCUGGAGUCGCGCGAAGAGCAAAGAUCGUCUGGGUCGCAAGUCGCCCAGUGAUUUUCUAGAAGAGAGCACCGACUAUGCGGCGGAUUAUAGUUCCGAAAGUAGCUCCGUGACGCAGAGUCCUCGGCAUCGCAGCACCACCAUUGGUGGCUCACCACUGGCCCGGGAAUUCCGCGCUACGGCCAAGAUGGCGCAGGUUAUCCAGAGAUUUGGGGGCUCCAUGGAGGGCAGGAUAGAUGAGCAUCCGGAGAACGGUUCGGCAGGCUGCAGUCCACCGGAAUUGACCACCCAACAGCAACUGGAGGCCCUGCAGGCCAACGAGCUGCGUCGCAAGCGCGAAGCCCAAUUACGUCAAUUCGUCUUCUUUCAGCUGCGCGUGCAUCUCAAAUCCGGCAGUGACCUGGUGGCCAUGGACAAGAAUGGACUGAGUGAUCCUUAUGUCAAGUUCAAGGUCGGCGGCCGCCUCCUCCACAAGUCGCGCACCAUUCACCGGGACCUGAAUCCCGUGUGGGACGAGGUCUUCAUCGUGCCCAUCGAGGACCCCUUCCAGCCGAUUAUCGUCAAGGUUUUCGACUACGAUUGGGGACUGCAGGACGAUUUUAUGGGCUCGGCCAAGCUAGACUUAACCCAAUUGGAACUGGGCAAGGCCGAGGACAUCCACCUGCAGCUGUGCGAUUCCAGCGGAAACGGCGGAAGUGGCUUGGGCGAGAUACUCAUCAAUUUGACGCUGUGGCCGCGCAGUCAGGAGGACAAGGAAAUGCACUUCCAGCGCAACUCGAAGCUGGCUGAGUCAUCGAAGCGAUUGAAGUCACAGAUCUGGAGCUCGGUAGUCACCAUACUGCUGGUUAAAGCCAAGGAUUUGCCUUUAGCUGAAGAUGGCAGCAAGUUGAAUGAUACUCACUUCAAAUUCAGAUUGGGCAAUGAGAAGUACAAGAGCAAGUCUUCCUGGACGGAGCGCUGGCUGGAGCAGUUCGACCUGCACCUGUUUGAUGAAGAUCAAAACCUGGAGAUCGCACUUUGGAACCGGAACACCCUCUAUGGCAAAGCCAUUAUAGACCUCAGCGUUUUUCAGCGCGAAAACACGCACGGCAUUUGGAAGCCCCUAGAAGAUUGCCCUGGUGAAGUCCACCUCAUGCUCACUAUAAGUGGAACCACUGCCUUGGAGACGAUCAGCGAUCUGAAGGCCUUCAAGGAGGAUCCUCGAGAGGCUCAAUUGCUAAGGGAAAGAUAUAAAUUCCUAAGAUGCCUCCAAAAUCUCCGCGAUGUGGGUCACCUAACUGUAAAAGUAUUUGGAGCCACUGGACUGGCUGCAGCGGAUAUAGGUGGAAAAUCCGAUCCCUUUUGUGUAUUGGAACUGGGUAACGCCCGCCUACAAACCCAAACUGAGUAUAAAACACUCACUCCUAAUUGGAAUAAGAUAUUUACUUUCAACGUUAAAGACAUCACGCAGGUCCUGGAGAUCACCGUCUUCGAUGAGGAUCGCGACCAUCGCGUAGAGUUCCUGGGCAAACUAGUCAUUCCCCUCCUAAGGAUCAAAAGUGGAGUCAAGCGAUGGUAUACACUGAAGGACAAGAACCUCUGUGUGCGGGCCAAAGGAAACUCACCGCAAAUUCAGCUGGAACUGACAGUAGUUUGGAGCGAGAUCCGUGCCGUGUGUCGAGCCCUGCAGCCCAAGGAGGAAAAGCUCAUCCAGCAGGAGGCCAAGUUCAAGCGACAGCUCUUCCUGCGCAACGUCAAUAGACUCAAGGAGAUAAUCAUGGAUAUCCUGGAUGCAGCGCGCUAUGUCCAGAGCUGCUUUGAGUGGGAAUCCCCUGUGCGAUCCAGCAUAGCUUUCGUCUUAUGGAUAGUCGCCUGUGUUUAUGGCGAUCUGGAGACAGUACCUCUAGUUCUGCUGCUCAUCAUACUUAAAAACUGGCUGGUUCGCCUUAUAACAGGCUCCACUGAUGCAGCUGCUCACUACGACUAUGAGUACGAUGAAGAUGAUGAUGAUGACAAGGAGAAGGAGGAAAAGAAGUCCAUCAAGGAGAGAUUACAGGCCAUUCAAGAAGUCUCCCAAACGGUACAGAAUACCAUCGGCUACCUGGCUUCGUUAGGCGAGAGCACCAUGAACACAUUCAACUUUUCCGUCCCCGAACUGACCUGGCUGGCUGUGGUUUUGCUAUUGGGUGCCAUUCUGGUCCUGCAUUUUGUCCCGCUCCGCUGGCUGCUGCUCUUCUGGGGCCUGAUGAAGUUCUCCAGACGUUUGCUGAGACCCAAUACCAUUCCCAACAACGAGCUACUGGACUUCCUAUCGCGAGUGCCAGAUAAUGAGGAGAUUAAUCAAUAUCGAGAGCUGCCACCAUCGGCACCCACCGAUCAGACGCGCAACAAUCCCAAGAAGAAACUGAAAGGAUCAUAGUCCAUAACCAGCGCUGAUGCG
Drosophila mauritiana is the source of this 3032-nucleotide messenger RNA. It is a transcript of the gene Mctp, whose product is annotated as multiple C2 and transmembrane domain-containing protein. The record is from RefSeq and is a predicted model, not a curated record. The coding region runs from base 171 to 3011 and encodes 946 amino acids. Gene Ontology annotation, cellular component: synaptic vesicle membrane. Gene Ontology annotation, biological process: regulation of neurotransmitter secretion. Gene Ontology annotation, molecular function: calcium ion binding. NCBI's taxonomy places the organism in Eukaryota, Metazoa, Arthropoda, Insecta, Diptera, Drosophilidae. The transcript has 12 exons.